GUAAUUUUAAAAUAGCACAGCUCUCUGUUCUACAUCCACACUUAUAGACAUUUACAUUUUACAUACGGAACACAACUCACAGACGGACAGACAAGUCGGCCGACAAAAUCUGUAUCAGUUAUUUCGUUAUUUGAUAUACUCUGUGGUCUGUGCAAUAGACACACCGACGACCAACUGGCAACUAGGUACCGAUGACACCGCUGCACCAGUCAGUAGUCGGUCUGCUCUGUCACCCACUCACGGACCUUUUAACUUUUUCUGACGGCAUUUCGACAGUUGAUACUUUGUUAGUAGGAUCUAUAAAUUCAGAUUUUAAAGUUUCUUAUUUUCUUAUUUCUUAGCCGUUAGUCAAUAGAGUGCAUAGUACUCAGUACUCCAUAAUCUAUUAUUAUUUAUCAAUUUCUUUUAAUGUAAAUAGUCUAAACAUUUGCAUGUUUUGAACACCAUUAAGAAAGUGUAAAUAUCAAAUUUCUGUUAAUAGAUAGUUUUUGCCGUCUAAGUAUCAAAAAUGAAAAAUAAAAUUUCAGCUGUUUUAACAGAAUUUCCUCACUCUUCUGUUUCAAAACAAAAAAAUAAAAAGAAGAGAAAAGAAAUUUGUUCAGAUCCAAAUGAAGAUAAAAUACUAUUAAAGAAGAGAAAGUAUUUAUCCACUGCUGUCAAACCCCAUGUUGUUACAACUACUAUUUUACAAGUUCCUGAAAUAAAUGAAAAAAUUAUAAAGAAAAAAGAUAAACAAUUACAAGCAGCUUCUACCUAUUCAAAUUCUAUUGAAGACAUAGUUGGUAAGGAUUUAAAAAAGGAACCUUCUAAUACUGUUGGUACUGUCAUAUCCAAAAAAGGAAAGGUUGAUGUAGUACCAUCUUCAUUGCCAAGUUAUCUUACAUUAUUUUCGUCAUUGAAGUCCAAAUUUAAUUCACCAAUACCACAACUGAUAAAACAAAGAUCAACUUCAACACCAAUUCCUGGCUCAGUGCGGCAAAAAUUGCAUUUUGAUUUUGAACCUCUUACGCCAAUAAAAGAAUUGAUUCCGUCAACACUAUCUAAACAAACUAACAUCGCAUGUGAAUUAAUAUCAGAACUACCAUUUCAGCCCAUCACCUCAGUGACUAAGAAUAAAUGCAAAUCUAUGUUGACUUCUGAAAAAUGGAAAACGGGCAUUUUAAACAAAAUUCCAAAAUUUUGUCCAUUUUGUGAUUAUGUAUGUGAAAGAAUGAUUUAUCACCAUAUUGAAACAAAUCAUAAAGACCAACUCAAACUACCUAUUUCAACCUCUGUUGACUCAAUCAACAAAAUAAUAUCAAACUUUACAAAAAACAAAAAGGUAUUAGUGCCACUACAACAUAUAGUUGAUAUAAUGGGAGACUAUUGGUUUAACCCAGACAUAAGAAAAAUUGGAAAUAUUUUAUGCAAUCUUGGCCAGAUUACAACAUAUGGUGGGUCAUGGGAGCUAAAUCAUGUUCCUGAAGUCUCCAAUCCAUUUGAGCAAUACAUCAUAAGAUCUAAUCAACAACCAGAGUAAAAAGUAUGACAAUUGGUUAUUUCCAGUUUUAUUUUUAAGUAAUUAAGUUAAUUCGUUAUUUUUAUUAUUA
Molecule: messenger RNA, 1589 nt
Organism: Rhopalosiphum maidis (corn leaf aphid)
Lineage: Eukaryota; Metazoa; Arthropoda; Insecta; Hemiptera; Aphididae
Exons: 9
Coding region: 509-1519 (336 amino acids)
Source: RefSeq, a predicted model, not a curated record